GUGAGGUCGUCAGUGUUGUCUUGACCGUGAGAGGUGGAGGGUUGCUAGAGCUCUCUGGCCGCACUUCGCCUCAAGUAACGCCAAUAUACCUGUGCCAUUACAUGGAAUACCUCACAAUAUAUCGUUUGUGUUGCUGACGUACAAAGCCAAAUUAUGGUGAUACCCAUAUAUUAAAAAGACACGUUCUGGGAAAGAUCAAGAUGGCUGACCGGGACCGUAGGAGUAAAAGUAGGUCGAUUAGCGACGACGAAUUUUUCGAUUCAUUCGACUUCUUGAGGGAUCAUGAGGGCAAAGAAGACAGCUCCUGGGACCAGAGCAUGUGUCCUCAUGCCGAUACUGCAGGGUCCGGGGACGACAUUCCAGUUAUGACUUCAACACCGGAGAGCAAGAAUAAACGCAUCGGCGCACGGCGCACUGAGAACAGUUCGCGUGGAGAACGAAGAGACCUGACCGGCCAGGACGCCACUACUAGUAGGCUCAGCAAGAGGCCAUCGGUUCUCAAGUGGUCAACGAUGGCACGGGAGGUGAUGCAGGGUGGCGGCUCCGACGACGAUAACCGCUUCAGGAGGUCCUCCAGCAGCUCCAGCAACUCUAGCAUGGAGAGGAAGAUAUCGUCUUCUUCCAUGCUGGAGGACAUUGCCCAGGGCAACCUGGCCAACUGGGACCCGGAGACCUGCGUCACACUGCUGCGUAUCCCCAGUGUCUCCAACUACUCUGGUCUCAAGAAACUUAUGGAAGUGGCAAGUAAAGAAUGGCUGGAAGACUUCUUGAAUUUGGAUGGUUUAGGAGUCUUGUUUGAAUCCUUGGAGCGCCUGAGUGAUCGACGCUUCAGCUCCAUUGCAGAUGCUUUGCUGCAACUUGAAUGUGUACUGUGUGUCAAGGCUGUCAUGAACUCCAAGACGGGGCUAGAGUACAUCAUCAACAGUGAUAAUUACACACGGAAACUUGCUAAGGCGCUGGACUCUCGCAACAUGCUGGUGAAGAAACAAGUGUUUGAGCUGCUGUCUGCAUUGUGCGUGUAUUCAGAGAAAGGCCACGCUCUGGCUCUCGACUCCCUCAAUAAUUAUAAAGUAUUGAAAACCAAACGAUACCGGUUUACGUUGGUUGUCCAGGAGAUUCGUAAUGCAGAGGUCUCGGACUACCAAACGACACUAGUAGCCUUUGUUAAUUGUCUUGUACUUGGUGUCAGCCAUUUGCAGGCACGUGUUGCCAUUAGAAAUGAGUUUAUUGGGUUGGAUUUCUUGAAUAUACUUCAAGAUUUGCAUAAAGUAGAGGAUGAUCAGUUGUCUCUACAGUUAUCAGUAUUCGAAGAUAGUUAUGAAGAAGACCAGGAGCAGCUAUAUGGAGAUGAGGGUCAACUUAACAUCAACCACUACGAUGCUUUUAAUACCCUCUUCACUAAGAUCCGAGACACGCCACACUCGCUCCUGCUGUUGGCAUUGAUUCAUAACCUCACUCAACUUGAUCCUGACAAAGAAGACAGCGAUGCUGUAUGGUCAUUACUGGAUCGUGUUGGUGCUCGUGCUGUAGAGGGGACCUUGACUCUCACUUGGGCAGAAUCCGUGGCAUCGUCCCAAGAUUUUACCCGCAGUGUUGCCACCCAGACACUCUCCCGUCAUGCCACUCGCACGCACUUGUCUCCAAGUGUUAACCACGUGUUACCUGAGGGAUUUGAGGCACGCCCUUUCCCAUCAUCUAGCCUUCCUGCCAAGGAUGAUGGUAGUGGUGGAGAAACAUUAAAACCUUCGUUAAGGAAUGAUAUUGCCAAUAACACUCGAGAGGAAUCGGAAAUAACCUCGGCUGAUUUUCCUGAUAAUUGCUGCAGACAGACAGAUUUACUUGUUGUAGGAAAUAAUGAUCUAAAGUCUUCACUACCUCUUUCUCAUCAUCCUCCUCCCUGUCAUGGAGGGCCUCCUGCACCACCACCUCCAGGAUAUACAGGACCACCACCACCACCUCCUUCCCCUCCUUCAAUAUAUGCAGGACCUCCAGCACCACCACUUCCAGGAUUGGGAGGUAUACCUCCUCCACCACCCCCUCUAGGAUUGGGAGGUAUACCUCCACCACCACCCCCUCCACCCCCUCUAGGAUUGGGAGGUAUACCACCACCACCACCCCUUCCAGGAUUGGGAGGUAUACCACCACCACCACCCCUUCCAGGAUUGGGAGGUAUACCACCACCACCCCCACCACCUCCAUAUUGGGAGCUAUACCAGUAG
Molecule: messenger RNA, 2219 nt
Organism: Procambarus clarkii (red swamp crayfish)
Lineage: Eukaryota; Metazoa; Arthropoda; Malacostraca; Decapoda; Cambaridae
Source: RefSeq, a predicted model, not a curated record